AUGUUCAACUCGUCUCCGUCGGCUUCCACGCUCUUCUUCUCCGCGGCUCGGGAUCAUGACGUCGCCGGCGGUUCCUCGCGCACGUUCCGCGGCGGGGGAGUCGGGAUCGGGGUCGGGGUCGGUGUCGGGGUCGGAGUCGGGGACGAGGGCAACGGGUCGUGCGCCGAGCGGCCGCUCGAGUUCGCGCCGGUGGAGAAGGUGGCCGUGGGUCUGGCGCUGGCCGCGGUCACGGCGGUGACGGUGAUCGGGAACGCGCUCGUGGUGGUGGCCGUGUGCGUGGUGAAGAAGCUCCGGCAGCCCUCCAACUACCUGCUUGUGUCGCUCGCCGCCGCCGACCUGUCCGUCGCGCUCGGGGUCAUGCCCUUCGCCAUCGCCACCGACCUCACCGGCGGCAAAUGGCUGUUCGGAGAAGCGUUCUGCAACGUCUUCAUCGGGAUGGACGUCAUGUGCUGCACGGCGUCCAUCAUGACCUUAUGCGUCAUCAGCGUGGACAGGUAUCUGGGCAUCACACGACCUUUAACCUACCCAGCGCGCCAGAACGGUCAACUGAUGGCGAAGAUGAUCUUCGGCGUGUGGUUGGUGUCGGCAUCCAUCACUCUCCCGCCGUUUUGCGGCUGGGCAAAGAACAUCAACGAGGAGGGAGUGUGCCUGAUCAGCCAGGACUUCAGCUACACCAUCUACUCCACCGCUGUGGCCUUCUACAUCCCCAUGCUCGUCAUGCUGUUCAUGUAUUACAAGAUCUUCAAGGCAGCGAGAAAGAGCGGGGCCAAGCACCGUUUCGAGUCGGUGAGGAUGCAGGGGCUGAAAACGCAACAGCACCCGGUGGCCGAGGAAUGUGUGGCUCUUUCUCGGCUCCUCAGCCCCCAACGCCAGAACAUGUCCAUUUUUAAGCGUGAACAGAAGGCUGCCACGACGUUGGGCGUCAUCCUUGGAGUCUUUACCAUCUGCUGGCUACCUUUUUUCAUCUUGACCACAGCGAGGCCGUUUAUAUGCGGCAUAGAGUGCAGCUGCGUCCCGAUUUGGAUCGAGAGAACGCUGCUGUGGUUCGGCUACGCCAACUCGCUCGUCAAUCCGUUUAUUUACGCCUUCUUUAAUCGCGACCUGCGAUCCACCUACUGGGACUUGUUGCGGUGUCGAUACCGCAACAUCAACCGGAGACUAUCUGCCGUCGGCGUACACGAGGCCCUGAAGUUCUGAAAUAACACCAGGCUUUUUAGACACUCACAUGCCAAGGUCGAUGCCAGAUUUGGACCCUAUGCGGAGAAGGUUUUAUUUUUUUUCCAGAACCUCUAAAAAGGAUGAAACCACAUGCCAUCUUUCAAGGGGCUUUUUUUUCUGUUAAGUAGAAAGGUGACUCUGAAAAGGACACAGCGGGAGGUUGGGAUGCUGUAGGAUGCGCAAGCGUGGACGCUAUUUUUGGACUCGCUGAUGGAGGACAAAAGUGAACACUGAAGCAGGUUGACAAUUUUAUAUAUUCUUUAAAACUGAAAAGGAAAAAUGGACAGGUUACAUUUGUGGAUCUACCGAAGGAGGUCGAAAGGACAUUUUGAAAAGGGGAUAUAAAAAAAAUCCUGGAAUAUUCGAAAAAGGAAAAAAUCAACAAACAGACACUGUUUCCAGACAGUAUGAAGGACGUUGCGAAGCAGUUCAUGUAAACAAGCUGAAGAGUGUUCUGAAGGCGUUUUCUUGGCUGUAGGUCACGAAGCAGAUGUUUCUGACCAUGUCAGAUGUGAACUGCAAGCGCUAGUGGAUAAUCGCAGCUGUAGGGCUUGUGGUCAGCGGCGAGUGAUAUCGGAAACCAGUGUGCCUGUUUGUGCGUUCUCCAACAUAAAGGUGACAAGGAGAGACAGGACACAGUCAUUAUCCAGUGACUCACCAUGUGUAUUUUAAGACAUGUUCGCUAAGCAGAUGUAGGAUAUGACCUUGAUGGAGUUUCGGACUUGACAAAGGUUUGCGUGACUGUUACAUCUGAAUCUGACUCUGUGUUUUUGACCAGAAUUAACAAAUGGGUCACAUGGAAUCAAGACAAAAUCCCAAACAAACCUCUGAACCCCUGUCUGGGAAACAGUUCCAUACAGUAUGUACAGUAACGUUGUAUAUUAUGUAAAAAAAAAAAGAAAAGAAAAUCACCCUUUGGUUUAUUGUAAAUCAGUUCUCGGAAACGUCUAUGCUUGUUCUUUUCUGUAUAAUACGAAGAAAAAGUCUAUUUAACGUGUUUUGUUAUAAUGUGUUUUCUGCAGAUGUUAUAAAAUCCCACGUUUAUGUCCCGUACCCUGAAGAAGCUUUCGCUAGUAUGAAAAGGUGUUUGUGUAGAAUGGGGGUACUUAUCCAUUCGUUUAUACACCAAAUACAUGAAAUUGGCUGCCAUUUUACACUUUUUUGUCAGUUCAAAGUUACUUUUAAUGUUGAGGAACACCUGAAAUAGUUCCUGUCAUCACUUUGUACAUCGUAGCAGCUUUUAAACGCGUUCAUAUUCUCAUUCACAAAAUACAGCAAAUAUUGUAAAGCACAACAACCCCAACCCUUUUUCGUCCCCGGGGGGGAAAACGCGACUUACUCUACAGCUUUACCUCUGCCUGUACAAAACGCAGGCACUGAAGACACCUUCUGAAAAUCGACAUGUUUAUUACAAGCCUGAGAUCCUUGUGAGUGAGCCAAACCUGGUCGCUAAAGUAGCCAUUUUUCCCCAAUCAUCUUAACCAGGGGUGCCAAUAUUUAUUGAGCCGAUCGUAUGUGGCUUACAAGCGACAUUUACGAGAUCAUCAGCUGCGACAGCAUCAUCCUCUAUAUAUCUUUUACUUCAUCUUUCUAUCAUACGUUAGUAGAUCUCAGGCAAUGAAUUGUUUACAGAGAUUUGCAUAUGCAUAAUGUUUACAUGGGACACGCCCACAAUGUUUUUGUCAUAUGCAUAUAAUUUAUAAAUUUUUUUUUCAAUCGUUUGCCGACAAAUGUUCUGCGUGACAUA
This is a messenger RNA of Silurus meridionalis, 2965 nucleotides long. It is a transcript of the gene htr7c, whose product is annotated as 5-hydroxytryptamine (serotonin) receptor 7c. NCBI's taxonomy places the organism in Eukaryota, Metazoa, Chordata, Actinopteri, Siluriformes, Siluridae. Gene Ontology annotation, biological process: chemical synaptic transmission; vasoconstriction; circadian rhythm. The record is from RefSeq and is a predicted model, not a curated record. The transcript is spliced from 2 exons. Bases 1 to 1197 code for a protein of 398 amino acids. Gene Ontology annotation, molecular function: G protein-coupled serotonin receptor activity; neurotransmitter receptor activity. Gene Ontology annotation, cellular component: dendrite; plasma membrane.